Molecule: messenger RNA, 2097 nt
Organism: Rhipicephalus sanguineus (brown dog tick)
Lineage: Eukaryota; Metazoa; Arthropoda; Arachnida; Ixodida; Ixodidae
Product: solute carrier organic anion transporter family member 4A1-like
Exons: 11
Coding region: 1-1857 (618 amino acids)
Biological process (GO): sodium-independent organic anion transport; transmembrane transport
Cellular component (GO): membrane
Molecular function (GO): protein binding
Source: RefSeq, a predicted model, not a curated record
AUGAAUAAGCAGGAGGGAUCUGAGAGCAUAAGGGACGAGGACACACGAUGCGGCUGGUUCGGCUUCUCGCCGUCGGUGGCGCAGCGGUUCGCGAGGCCUCAGUGGGUGCUGGUGUGCUUCAGCAUGGCCGCCUUCGCUCAGGGCAUGGUGAUCAGCGGCUUCAUCAACGUGUCGCUGCCCACGCUCGAACGCCGCUUCCACCUGCGCAGCGUCGAGACGGGACUCAUUGUGGCCAUGUACAACGUCGGCUCGCUCCUCCUUAUGGCGCCCGUGACCUUCUUCGGCAGCGAGAUGAAAAAGCCGCGGAUCAUGGCCAUCGGGGUCGCAUGCAUGGGCCUCGGCUCAUUCAUCUACAGCCUGCCGCACUUCGUGGCCCCGCAGUACAAGUUUAGCCGACCUCUGAAAGACCUAUGCCCGUACGUCAGUGGACCAACGUACGAACCCAGCGGCUCCCUUCGAAACUACCGCUUCAUCUUCAUGCUCGCCAACUUUGUGCACGGCUGCUCCACGGUACCUUUCUACACGCUUUCAGUGGCCUACAUGGAUGACAACCUGUCAGCCCAGAAGUCCAGCUGGUACAUUGGCAUCUACUACACCGCAGCCAUCAUGGGGCCAGCGAUCGGCUUCAUUCUGGGAGGCACGUUUCUGAAAACGUACACUGACAUCAGCGUAGACGCCGCGAGCAUCGGCCUGUCGCCGUCCAGCACCGUGUGGGUCGGCGCCUGGUGGAUAGGCUUCGUGGUUACCGGCACCCUGGCCCUGAUUCUGUGCGGGCCCAUAUUCGGAUUUCCCAAGAGACUACCGGGUGCGGUGGCUGUCCAGAAGCCGCUCGAAGUGGACGCGCGAGCGCUCAGGGGUGACUCGGUGCAGGUGCGACUCGCCGACAUGCCCAAGGCCGUGCGUUACCUGCUGACAAACCGCACGUUCCUGUUCAUCAGCCUGGCGGCCACUAUCGAGACGAUGAUCGGCUCGGGCUACUCGAACUUCGCCGCAAAGCUGUUUGAAUCCGAGUUCGGCAUGACCUCGGCUAACGCGGCACUGCUGUUUGGCAUGAUCGGGAUUCCCAGCGCGUGUUUGGGCUGCUUUCUGGGCGGCUACGUGGUCUCAAAGCUGAACCUGAGCUGCGCCAGCAUCAUCCGUAUGUGCAUCGCAGUCUCCGUGUUCAACUGGUUCGUGUUCUUCGCGCUGCUCAGCUCCUGCCCGGACAUAAACUUCGAGGGAGUCGACAGAGAAAGCAAGAUUGUACUCACGUCCAAGUGCAGCAGCAGCUGCGCGUGCCCGCUCAGCUUCAAUCCAAUCUGCGGUCGGGACUUGAAGAUGUACAUGUCGCCGUGCCUAGCCGGCUGCCGCAACGAGACCCAGGACCCUGUGGCCGGAACCACGUUGUACACUGAGUGCGACUGCAUAGCCUUGGAGGGAGACAGCGACAACGACGUAGUGGAGGCCGAACGGGUGCGCUGCACGCAGGAGUGCUCUGCGUACUUCAUCUACAUGGCGGCCACCUUCUUCUGCCUCUUCAGCACGUUCUUCAUCAGUGCGCCUGGCAUCAGCGUCACCAUCAGAUGUGUCACAGCCAAGCAGAAGUCGUUCGCUUUAGGAGUACAGUGGGCGUGCAUCCGGUUCUUGGGCACCAUCCCGGCGCCACUAAUCUUCGGGAAGACCGUGGACAUGGCCUGCGAGAUCUGGUCGUCCGUCUUCAACGGCGAGACGAACGAUUCUGGCAACUGCGCCAUUUACAACAACGCAGCGCUGAGCCGCAACAUGGCCACUCUGCUGGUGCUGCUGAAGACCAUGUCGGUGGCUCUGUUCGCGUGCGCCAGCCUCUCUUACCAGCCGCCCACGUCGCCGACGUCGUGAACGCAGCUUCCGCUAAAAAACUGCCGAUAUAGCUGCGGAUCAACGCCGUUCACGUUUACUGCGCGCAUAUAAACAUCUACCUACUGAGUGGGAACAGUUGCAAUUACCGCUGUAAAACACACAUUAUUAGUAGUAUACAAAAACUCAUUUAGAUUACUUGCAGCUACUAAUUAUUACUCGAUUGUUCAUACAGCUUCAAGAAAGAAAUUUAAAGCGAUGAAUAAGAAACCCGGUGAUCUU